Messenger RNA from Talaromyces atroroseus, 2400 nucleotides. RefSeq lists its product as hypothetical. Gene Ontology annotation, biological process: SCF-dependent proteasomal ubiquitin-dependent protein catabolic process; protein ubiquitination. Gene Ontology annotation, molecular function: ubiquitin protein ligase binding. Gene Ontology annotation, cellular component: SCF ubiquitin ligase complex. The coding region runs from base 1 to 2400 and encodes 799 amino acids. The record is from RefSeq and is a predicted model, not a curated record. The transcript has 6 exons. Lineage: Eukaryota; Fungi; Ascomycota; Eurotiomycetes; Eurotiales; Trichocomaceae.
AUGGUGCUAACCGCUGCCACUGCUGCCGCUCCUACAGCUCCUACAGCUCCUCCUCUCCGUCGAUCAGAACGUUUGACAAGGGCCUUGACCCGCUCUACCAAGAAGAUACGGACGCAUACUAUGGCGACCCCUCAGAAAGAUGAUAUCCAAGACACAUGGUCUUUCUUGGAGCAUGGCAUCAACAGUGUGAUGCUGAAACUGGAGGAAGGCGUUGACAUGAAGACAUACAUGGCACUUUACACGGCGGUCCAUGACUUUUGUACAUCACAAAAAGCUGUUGGUAACAGCGGAGGUCUCCAAGCUCUCAGGGGUGCCCAUCUUCUCGGCGAGGAACUUUACAAUCUUCUGGGACAAUAUCUAUCGAAACAUUUAGAGAACGUUUAUCAAGCCUCCGAAACUCAUAGCGAAGAAGCUUUACUGGGCUUUUAUAUUCGGGAGUGGGAUCGGUAUACAACAGCCGCGAAGUAUGUGAACCAUUUGUUCCGCUACCUGAAUAGACACUGGGUCCGACGAGAGAUCGACGAAGGCAAGAAGAAUAUCUACGACGUGUACACACUACAUCUAGUCAAAUGGCGCGAGGAUUUCUUCAAGCGAGUUCAGGAGAAGGUGAUGGCUGCUGUUCUGACUCUCGUGGAGAAACAACGUAAUGGCGAAACAAUCGAGCAGUCACAGAUCAAGAGCAUCGUGGACUCAUUCGUUUCACUUGGCUUGGACGAGAAUGACAGUACCAAAUCAACCCUGGAGGUUUACCGGCACUACUUUGAACGUCCUUUCAUCGACGCCACUCGUGUCUACUAUGAGAAUGAAUCUCGCCAGUUUGUUUCGGAGAAUAGUGUUGUAGAGUACAUGAAGAAGGCGGAAUCGCGAUUGGAUGAAGAGAAGGCCCGUGUUGGCCUGUACUUACACCCGGAUAUCACCAAGCGAUUAACCGAGACAUGCCUGGAUGUUUUGGUCACCACCCACUCCAGUCUUCUCCGCGACGAAUUUCAAGCCCUACUGGACAACGACCGACAAGACGAUCUGGCUCGUAUGUACAGGUUACUCUCGAGAAUAAAGGACGGUCUAGACCCCCUCCGCUCCAGAUUCGAAAAACACGUUCGCAAUGCAGGCACUGCUGCGGUUGAGAAAGUUGCUGCAGAUGGGGAGAAUUUUGAGCCGAAGAUGUAUGUGGAUGCUUUAUUGCAGGUUCACUCUCGAUACCAGACACUGGUCAAUGCCGCUUUCGCAGGCGAAUCCGAAUUUGUUAGGUCCCUCGAUAAUGCUUGUCGUGAAUUUGUGAAUCGGAAUUCCAUCUGCAAGACCAGUUCGUCGAAAUCGCCAGAGUUGCUGGCACGCUACACAGAUUCUCUAUUGAAGAAAGGUUCCAAAGCUACUGAAGAGUCUGAGUUGGAGGAGAUGCUCAACCAGAUUAUGACGGUUUUCAAAUAUAUUGAAGAUAAGGAUGUAUUCCAGAAGUUCUACUCGAAAAUGCUUGCAAAGCGUCUUGUCCACGUCAGUUCCGUGUCCGAUGAUGCUGAAACCAGUAUGAUCAGCAAGUUGAAGGAGGCGUGUGGUUUUGAGUACACCAAUAAAUUGCAGCGCAUGUUCCAGGAUAUCCAAAUUUCCAAGGAUCUCAAUGCCAGUUACCGGGAUUGGCAAGAAAAAGUCCACGACGAAGAAGACCGAAAGAAGAUGGUGGACCCUCACUUCCAGAUUCUGGGCACAGGAUUCUGGCCUCUCAAUGCGCCAUCGACAGAAUUCAUACCGCCGACAGAAAUCGUCAAGACAGCAGAAAGAUUUCAACACUUUUACUUUGACAAGCACAGCGGUCGUAAGCUGACAUGGCUGUGGCAGUUGUGCAAGGGUGAAAUGAAGGCCAACUACAUCAAGAACACCAAGGUUCCAUAUACAUUCCAGGUGUCGACGUAUCAAAUGGGAAUAUUACUUCUUUAUAACGAGCACGACUCUCUCGACUUUGACGAGAUCCAAAAGGCUACCAAGCUAGCCAAUGAGGUCCUCGAGCCGAAUAUUAGUCUGCUAUUGAAGGCCAAAGUCCUUUUAGCUAGUCCUGAGGGAUCGAAGCCCGCCCCGGGAGUCUCAUUCACUUUGAACCACAAUUUCAAGCACAAGAAGGUCAAGGUCAAUCUGAAUCUACAGAUCAAGUCAGAGCAAAAGACCGAAGCCGACGAUACCCACAAAACGAUUGAGGAGGACCGUAAACUUCUUCUACAGUCCGCAAUCGUGCGAAUCAUGAAAUCACGCAAGAAGAUGAAGCACGUCCAAUUAGUCCAAGAAGUAAUCCAACAAGUCAAAGCACGCUUCCCACCCAAAAUUCCAGACAUCAAGAAGAACAUUGAAGCUCUCAUGGAAAAAGACUAUAUUGAACGGUUGGACAAUGACGAAUUGGCAUAUAUUGCAUAA